This is a messenger RNA of Ctenocephalides felis (cat flea), 528 nucleotides long. Its product is annotated as tyrosine-protein kinase-like. Gene Ontology annotation, molecular function: ATP binding; transmembrane receptor protein tyrosine kinase activity. The record is from RefSeq and is a predicted model, not a curated record. The annotation marks the transcript as partial. Gene Ontology annotation, cellular component: signaling receptor complex. The transcript is spliced from 2 exons. Lineage: Eukaryota; Metazoa; Arthropoda; Insecta; Siphonaptera; Pulicidae. Gene Ontology annotation, biological process: cell surface receptor protein tyrosine kinase signaling pathway; positive regulation of kinase activity; multicellular organism development.
CAUGGGGGUAGAAACGAAUCCGAAGUGAGCUCAUAUGAUAGGGUGCUGUUUGUUUUAUGCAUUGUGCUUCCUUUAGUAAUCAUAUUGCUUGGAGCCUUGGUUUAUAUAUGCUACUGCAUACAAACACCACGCAAGAAAAUUGAGUUUCUUGAAAAAUUGGCCAGUGGCAACUUUGGCACUGUGUAUCGUGGCCUAUGGAAAGGCAGAACAGAAGUGGCUAUAAAAAAAUUAGACAAAGCAGAUAUGAAGUCGAUUAAUGAUUUUGAGCAAGAAGCGUCGAUUAUGAAAACAAUGAAACAUAAAAAUAUAUUAUCUUUAUUGGGGAUUUGUCAAACCAAGGAGGAGUUGUACAUAAUUACCGAGUACAUGAAAAAUGGCUCGUUGCUUAGUUAUUUGCGCAAGGAAGGCGAAACGUUGAACAAAGCUGAUUUGUACGAGUUUGCAGAACAGAUUGCAUGCGGCAUGGUUUAUAUGGAAGAGCAAAAGUACAUCCAUCCGCGAUUUGGCAGCCCGCAAUGUCCUAGUUGA